This is a messenger RNA of Racocetra persica, 179 nucleotides long. The record is from the annotation of a GenBank genome assembly. Lineage: Eukaryota; Fungi; Glomeromycota; Glomeromycetes; Diversisporales; Gigasporaceae.
UUUUGGAAGAAAUUGUGAAUUUAAAAGAUCCAAUUUUCCAAGAAGGAGAUUUUGUAUUAUAUGAAGUUUCAACUAAUACCACAUGUGAUAUAAGUAAAACUAAUACUGAAGGUGAUGCUAAUAUAGAUUUUGAUCCUAAAAGUCUUGUUGAUACUAUCUUAGCUGAAUUAGACAAUUAA